Molecule: messenger RNA, 837 nt
Organism: Leptomonas pyrrhocoris
Lineage: Eukaryota; Euglenozoa; Kinetoplastea; Trypanosomatida; Trypanosomatidae
Exons: 1
Coding region: 190-837 (215 amino acids)
Biological process (GO): regulation of cilium beat frequency involved in ciliary motility; positive regulation of cell motility; cilium assembly
Cellular component (GO): ciliary basal body; motile cilium
Source: RefSeq, a predicted model, not a curated record
AGCUAACAAAGCGGUAGUCCGUGUACAAAUCCUCUAGCACCAUUUUCCUUGCACGUGCCUUCGCAGUUUGAUAUAUAUUUUUUGUUUGUUUAUAGAGCCUUGCUUUUUUUUUUUUCUUCUACCUCCGUUACCCGACCCCUCCUUCUCGCCGUUUCUCAAUUGGAUACGACAGGACAACGACAACCGGCGAUGUUCCACAAUAGCUACCAGGCGGGCUUCCUGUCCAUCCUCUACAGCAUCGGCUCGAAGCCGCUGCAGAUCUGGGACUCGAAGGUCCGCAACGGCCACGUCAAGCGGAUUACCGACGAGGACAUCCAAAGUAGCGUGCUGGAGAUCGUCGGCAGCAACGUCAGCACCUGCUACGUUACCUGCCCCGCCAACCCGAAGCAGACCCUCGGCAUCAAGCUCCCCUUUCUGGUCAUGAUCAUCAAGAACAUGAAGAAGUAUUUCUCGUUCGAGGUGACGGUGCUGGACGACAAGAACAUGCGCCGUCGCUUCCGUGCCAGCAACUACCAGAGCACGACCAAGGUGAAGCCCUUCAUUUGCACCAUGCCGAUGCGGCUGGACGAGGGAUGGAACCAGAUUCAAUUCAACCUGUCCGACUUCACUCGCCGCGCCUACGGCACGAACUACGUGGAGACGCUGCGGGUGCAGGUGCACGCGAACUGCCGCAUCCGGCGCCUGUACUUCAGCGAUCGCCUGUACGCCGAGGAGGAGCUGCCACCGGAGUUCAAGCUGUUCCUGCCGAUUGCGCAGCAGCCGCAGGCGGCAGCAGAUCAGGUGAACGUUGAGGCCGCGAACGCUGCCGAGGUGCCACAGGCCACCGCUUCUCAUUAA